GUUAAAAAUUAAACAUUAAACAGAAGGUCGCCUUGUCUCGACAGGUAACCGGCAAUGAUACUCCUUUGCAGUAUUCUUCGGCCGAUGUUGUUUGCCUACAAAUUCAAACCGUGAGCCAAUGAUCAUCACCCAUUCCCGGCGGGAGGCAGUCUUAUGUGCCUGUGUAAAGUUGGUGGAACCGGUUUUGCGGCUUUCGCUCAGCCAAUGCCGGCUGCCGUGGGCUGGGUUUGUUCGAGUUUAAAAUGCCAGAUAAAAAAAAGUCAUGAUCUCAGAGAACUGGUAACGCGCGACACUGUGCUGAGCGUAGGGUUCAGAGUUAGCAUGGCAUUGUCUCAGUGCCUCGACGAUUUUCCCAUCCCGGGCCCGACCCGGUGCAGGAAUAACCUGAGUCCCCAGGAAUUGUACAGCGAAGCGCACAGACUGGCUUUGGAAGAGCUGAUCUCUGGGGGCAAAGAGUCCUAUGUGGAAUUUUUAAAGAAAGAGAAGAUACCCAAUUUCCUUUCCAGCGAUGAAAUCAGACUGAUUAUGGACUCGGCUGUGCACCCUAAAAACGUCUCUCUGAGCGGAGAGGAUGCGGGCAUGGAGCAGUCCGUGAGCAGCUCGAUGGACUGCUCCUCUGUCACCUACUUUCCCGAGGUCUCGGACGUAGAGCCGCCGCUCUUGGAAAUAGGCUGGCCGGCCUUCACCGCCGGCUCAUUCCGGGGAGUCACUCGGGCUGUAGCUCACUUUCAGCCCAGCUAUGGUGAAUGCAUCUAUAGUUGCAAGGAGGCUGCUAGGCGAAUGAUAAGAAGCGCAAAAGAGGUCAUUGCCUUAGUAACAGACUCUUUCACGGAUGUGGACAUAUUCAGAGACAUCCAGGAGGCCUGCAUCAAGCGUCAGGUUCCCGUCUACAUCCUGUUGGAUCAGUCCUGUGUGUUUUCCUUCCUGCAGAUGUGCAAGAACUUGGACGUCCAGCUGGAGGAUCUCCAACAUAUGAGGGUACGAACCAUCACUGGAGCUACGUUCUAUAUGCGGUCUGGUGCAAAGAUUGUUGGAAAAGUUCAUGAGAGGUUCAUGUUGAUUGAUGGAAACAGGGUGGCAACAGGUUCAUACAGGUUUGAUUGGACGGAUGGGAAGCUUAACAGCAGCAACUUGAUCGAACUGUCAGGCCAGAUCUCCGAGAGCUUUGACGAAGAGUUCCGGGUCCUCUACGCCGAGUCUAAACCCAUCAGUCCCAAGCUUGCCCCCAGUCGCAGGAGCAGUGGGAUCUAUGACCACGUCCUUCUCAAGGUACCUCCUGCUCAGGAGCCUCCUAGGACCAGCCAGUUUUCCAGCACACCAAGCAAAGCUCCAGUAGUGUCUGUGCUGCCUGGAGAUGAUGAAGAUGAUGCUGGAGAGCUGUCCCCCCAAGGCAGCAGAGUGUCAGAAAUGUCCACCAUUGGAGAUGACUGGAUGGAGGAAAACCACAUGGAGGAUGUUAUUGCUGCUGCGAAUGCUCUGACAGGUGUAGAUGUUGCUGUGCCUUCUUCUGCCAAGGUGGCAGCAGCUGGAGAACCUUGUGUCCCUGUGACCUGCCAUGCCUCCACACAAACCUUCAUUCCUGUGGUGGAAAGCAGCAUGCAGACUGAUCUAGCCAAUCAGGAAGAAGCACCUACUUUCUCAGCUUGUGCCACCCAAACGGAUAGCAAGGGCUCAUUUUCCUCUGGAUCUGGUUCCCAGCCUUCCGCUCCUCCCAGGGAGCAACCCAAGGGCUACAGACGGUCCCCUGUCAAACACUCGCCUCCGUCCCCUGACGGCUCUCUGCGAGACUGCUUCAACAAACUGACCAAGGAGCGGCAGUACCACUACUCCACUAUCCGCUCCAAGCUGGACCACAUGGUAGCUCUCUUGUCCCAGCGGAGGGAGCUGGUGGACCUCACCAACCUGGCCUUGAACCCUGGCGCCUACAAGCUCAGGAAGACACAGGAGCAGUGCGGCCGCCACCAGCUGGUACUGAGGGAGACGGUCCGCUUGGGUCCCUUAUCACGAUCGAGGUGCUUCAAAUAAAUGGAAAAGACUGACUGUACUUGAGCAACAACACUACUGACAGAUUUGUGGAAGGGUAUGAGAGCUAUCAAAGAGUAUGUGUUCAUACUAAAUUACAAAUAUUGGGACACAGAUGUAAAGGACUCAUCUUUUCUCACUUGGGAGUAAUGUUGUAUCUGAGUUAUGUUGAAUUGCAGACAUUAAACCUAAAAAACAGACCACCCCCCACUGCAUUGUGUUCAGUCAAUUUAGGAGUGUGUCAUCUACAAUGUUUACAAGUGCUGUACUUGCCUUGUAACACUGAAAACUAAGAAUGUUUUGCAACUGCCAAAAAAUUUGCUCCAACACUUACAGAGUGUCUACUUUUCCUUUUAACUCUAAUUACAAGAUAAGAAAACCACUUGCAGUGGUAGUGUUUCAGGUUGGACUUUUUUAGUAUUCUUCAAUACUACUCACAAUGGUUGUAUAUGGUUAUAAGAGUUUAUAACUAUCGCGUGUCAUGGGCUGUAUGUAUUUGGUGGUGAGAACCUAAAAAUAAUUGUCUGUGUGUUGAAUCUGCAGGUCUUAUGACGGUUUCAGUCACAUCUUCUCGCCUGUUUCCUCCAGGAAUAUCAAUGAUAAUUGUACUGUUUAAGGAAUAACAAUAGGCCAAAUGGGUAAUGAGUAAUUGGGCUCAAAAUGAAUUGACAAAGAUGAUGAAACAAAGCCCAUAACUGAACUGUAAAAGGAUUUUAAAUCGGGGCUGAGACAAAUACCCAAGUGUAUACAGCUUCUAUUUUUAUAUAAAAAACCCAAUAUAUUCACAGUGUCAGACAGCACAAUUGUAGUGAACAAUACACUAUACAACACUGCUUUCAUUUGUUAUAUUAGGUGCUUGAAAUUAAUGUUCACUACUUUUAACUUUACUUCCCUCUUUGUUUUCGGAUAUAUGUAUGUGUAGUAGGUAUUUUUUACGUGUAAUGGAAUUAUAGUCUGCAGGGACAUGGAUUUUUGGUGUGAUCUCAUUAAAUAAAUGUAAUUGUGUUUCUUCUGAAUA
Molecule: messenger RNA, 3040 nt
Organism: Lepisosteus oculatus (spotted gar)
Lineage: Eukaryota; Metazoa; Chordata; Actinopteri; Semionotiformes; Lepisosteidae
Gene: sack1d
Product: family with sequence similarity 83 member D
Biological process (GO): regulation of ERK1 and ERK2 cascade; positive regulation of cell cycle G1/S phase transition; protein localization to mitotic spindle
Cellular component (GO): cytosol; mitotic spindle pole
Molecular function (GO): protein kinase binding
Source: RefSeq, a predicted model, not a curated record